GUCAACAGUCAUCAUCACCCACAGCAUCGGGAGGUAGGAAGGAAACUCUGCGGGGCUAGCUUUAUGGAUAUAAUAAGCCUCUUGAUGACGGGUGAAUAUUAAUAAAUCCAACCUCUUCUGGAAUCUAGAAUGCUUUCAGGUCUUGAACUGCUAGUUUGCUCGGAAUGUAGCGUUAGUUCAGUGACAAUAUAGGAAGUGGUACGGAGAAAAAAAAAUCAAAAGGUGGCUAUUUCCACAGGAAAGGGCAAUCGAUCGCUGUCUCUGCAUGAGUUUCUGUUCCGAGACAGUUGUGCAAACACUCCUCCACCCUUGUUUUGUUUCUGGUGGAUCCAAGAGGACGGGGCUGGCACCGAAGAGAAAAAAGAGAGACUUGCUGAGAAAUGAUCGCUUCCCUUCUUUCUUGGGUAAUUUACGCUGCGCUUUUGAGGCCGACAGCAUAGCCGGAGACAGUAUGAGAUGGGAGGAAGAAACAGCCAGUGAUGGGCGUUUAUUCUUUGGGGGCUGUCCAGAGGAAGCUGCAGUAAGCAGACACAAGAAACUUUCCCAAGAAAGACUUUCGCCUGCAUCUGGCUUGUGUCGUACAGAAAAGAGGAGACGGCAGCACGCAUAGAAAGACAUACACACGCACAAAAGCAGAUUCGGAUAUUAUUACUUGCAACAACCAGGCGCUCACGCUCGUGUGUGUGUGCCCGCAUGCUCCUUAAUAGCUUCUCUAUCACUUAGUACUGGAUAUGAAUCGGAGAGUGGAUUUUACAGACACUGCCAGGUUUUGAGAGGAGGGCAAAAGGGUGUGUGUUUAGAAAUCCGCUGCGUGGAUGCCCUUCGCUUUUCCUCCCUCCCCCCACGGCAUACUGGUGCUGCUUUUGCAGGGAGGCGGUGAGGCUAGCAGCUGCUGCGCUUCCUGAAUAUGCUAUCUUUGUUUUUCAAUUAACCCCCCGAUAACCCCCUCGUGGGCCAGGCGGUUUUUUUUGGGGGGGGGGAAGUAAGGGGCAGCUGCUUGUGCUGGUAAGCGGCCACCGUCUUUCUCUGUCUUCCUCCUCCCACCCCCGGUGUACUUUGCUCUGCUGCUGCUCCUCCUCCUCUUAAGGAAGUUUCCUCCCCCUCUCUUCUUCUACCACCACCGCCGCACUUCCCCAUAUUUCGCAGCCUGCCGCCCGCCCGCCCCAACUCCUAGGGGAAAGGGAAGGGCUUUUACCAUCACCCCUUUCUCCAUAGUGGGGCUGGGUUAGGCAGAGACGACCCCCAGCCCCUGCGCGAGGCCGAAUGCCGGUGGCCGCCAACUCGCACCCCCGCGCGGUGCAGCAGCCCGACGCCCGACCCUUCCCUGCCUCCGUUCGCCUCCGGGACCGGGAUCCGGCCAAACACCACCACCACCAAGGGGCGAGCGGCGCCGAAGAGCGCCCUGAGUUCCACCGCCACGGCCAGGCCGGCGGGGAGGUGGCGGGGAGGACAGCCGGUGGCGGCGGCAGAACGGCGGCACCUUCCGGCGCUCCUUCGCCUCCCCCAUUGCUCGCCUUCUCGCCGUCUUCCCCACCGCUGCGUCCUGGCGGGGGCCCUACGCCACCGCUGGAACCCCCCCGAACUCGUUCCCGUUCCCGCUCCGGAUUCUUCAGUCUCCUCGCCAUGAACGCCGCCGCCACCGCCUCAGCGGCUGCCGCCGCGCACUUCCAGCCGCCGCCGCCGCCUCCUUCUGCCCCACCGCAUCUCCAUGGGCCGACUCUGCCCGAGUUGGGCACCCGUAGCCAAGGCAGAGGGAGCCCCGCUGGACACGGGCACCCGCGAGCCCCUCCGGGAACUAGAGCGCCGGCGCCAGGUGGUGUUGGUGCUUCCUUCCAGUGCCAGUUGAUCCAUCAAGACCACAUCUGUACUGACGAUAGUGACAAGAGUGAAGAGAGUCCAAGUCCCAAGAGACAGCGCCUUUCUCAUUCAGUCUUUGACUACGCAGCAGCAUCACCAGCCCCAUCACCACCAAUGCGACCAUGGGAGAUGCCAUCAAAUAGGCAGCCUCCUUCAGCUCGACCAAGCCAACAUCACUUCUCAGGGGAACGAUGCAACACACCUGCACGCAACAGAAGGAGUCCGCCGGUUAGACGCCAGAGAGCAAGAAGAGAUCGAUUGUCUCGACAUAAUUCCAUUAGUCAAGAUGAAAACUACCAUCUCCCCUACGGACAGCAACAAGCAAUAGAAGAACCUCGAGCCUUCCACCCACCGACUGUGUCUCCCCGUAUGUUGCACCCAGCUGCUCAUCCACCACAGCAGAAUGCAGUGAUGGUUGACAUUCAUGAACAGAUUCACCAGGGCACGGUCCCUGUUUCGUACACAGUGACCACAGUGGCACCGCAUGGGAUUCCACUUUGCACAGGUCAGCACAUACCAGCUUGCAACACACAGCAGGUCCCUGGGUGUUCUGUGGUUUUCAGUGGACAACAUCUCCCUGUCUGCAGUGUGCCUCCCCCAAUGCUUCAGGCAUGUUCUGUUCAACACUUACCAGUUCCAUAUGCAGCAUUCCCACCCCUUAUUUCUAGCGAUCCAUUUCUUUUGCAUCCUCCACACCUCUCCCCACAUCAUGCUCCACAUCUGCCACCUCCAGGCCAAUUUGUUCCCUUUCAAACACAACAAUCACGGUCGCCUCUUCAAAGGAUAGAAAAUGAAGUAGAGUUGCUUGGAGACCAUCUUCCUGUGGGAGGUUUUACUUAUCCGCCUUCAGCCCAUCCACCAACAUUGCCUCCCUCAGCCCCUCUCCAGUUCUUAACGCAUGACCCUUUGCACCAAGAGGUGUCCUUUGGAGUACCUUAUCCACCCUUUAUGCCUCGAAGACUCACAGGACGCAGCAGAUACCGAUCUCAACAGCCAAUACCACCACCUCCUUACCAUCCCAGCCUAUUACCAUAUGUGCUAUCAAUGCUUCCAGUGCCACCUGCAGUUGGCCCAGCCUUCAGUUUUGAGCUGGAUGUAGAAGACGGUGAGGUAGAAAACUAUGAGGCACUGCUGAACUUGGCAGAAAGACUGGGAGAGGCUAAACCAAGAGGACUGACAAAAGCAGACAUUGAACAACUUCCAUCUUACAGAUUCAACCCAAAUAACCAUCAGUCAGAACAGACUCUGUGUGUAGUGUGCAUGUGUGACUUUGAGUCAAGGCAACUACUUAGAGUUUUACCAUGUAACCAUGAGUUCCAUGCCAAGUGUGUCGAUAAAUGGCUUAAGGCAAAUCGUACCUGCCCUAUCUGCAGAGCUGAUGCUUCAGAAGUGCAUCGUGAUUCAGAAUGACCAGUCUAAGAGCACAAUUCUACUUUGGGUGUUCCUAGUCACAUGUGUAUAUAUAUAUAUGAACUCUCCAUUGAACUUAACCCGUGUGGCUUCCAGCCUUCCCUUUACACAAAAGGGUCAAUGGACCUUUCUUUGCACUGUGUGAUUUAAUCGACUAUAAAGCUUAUAAUUAGUCUUCACAAUUAUGGGAUUGUUAUACUAACUGUGUGAUUGGAACUCCAAAGAUUUUUUUUUCUUUUAGCUUAAUUUCGUGUGUGCACUAACAUUCCCUGGUUUUUGUGUGAUCAUUCCGAGUGUUGCUGCGAGAUUACAGUGGAACGUGAUCUUCUAGCAUGUGCUUUUAUAUAAAGAAAGUGGUAGCUCCGAACAGUAUAGCAAUCUACCUUAUAUAGAGCCUUCAGAUACUGUGAGUGGGAAUAAAUGGUGUGGGUGGGUGCGUUGAUCGCAGGGUGUUCGUGUGUAUGCGUGCGUUUGGAUGAUAAUGUGUGAGAGGACUUAUAUACCAGCAUGUACUGAGGAUGUAUGUGUGUAGUAUUAAUUAUGCUGCAAUGUAUAAUCUUGUGUGUUAUUUAAACAGUACUAGUACUGUACACUGGUUUCUUUCCUUGCGUUUGCAGUUGCACACUGAAUGCUAAGGGUGCAGCAGUUAUAGACAUUUGAUAUUUCACCCCCAAUUUGUAUUUAAUAGUAUAAAAAGUCCUUUUAUUCAGACAACAGUUAUGCUUCCCACUAAUUGGAGAUCCUAUGUCUGUCAUUAUAGAUCAUAUUGCUUCCUCAGUUACUACAAUAAUGAAUUAGCCUUGUUUUUAGGCUGCUGGAAUUUCCAAGUUUUUAAAAAUUGCAGCUCACUGCUAACUUUAUAAGGAAUUGCAGCAUUGCACAGCCAGGUAGCAAUAUUAAAAAAAUUCAACUUAUGAUUGAAAGUUGAUGCUGUCCUCUCUAACUCUUAAAAUUCUUCCAGCCAAUAUUGGUUCCUUUCUGUUGGCCUUUGAAACUGGAUUUUUAUUUGAGAUGCUGAAGAUAUCAUUUUGUUCAUUUCCAGUUUUGUCCAUAGAUGUGGAAAUGGAGAGGAUCUUGGAAUCUUGUGCAAAUGCUUCUUGUAUUGUUGGCAAUAUACCUGCAUAAAUACACAAUAGCUUACAAACACUUACACUAAGUCGCAUUCCUUGCCAUACACAAACAAACAUGUAUAAUUAAAAUAACUUUAAAGGCAUCCAUCUCUCUUUCUUUCUUUUUAAAAGCCUCACUCUCAUGAAUAAAAUAAAAUUCUUAGCACUUUCUUCAAGGUAGAAUAUGUGGUUUUCGCCACCCUAGCCAUGGUACCAUGUUAAUACUUUACUGCCUGGCAAAAAUGACCCAGGAUACAAUUUCUAACUUUCAUUAUUUGGUAGCAGGCUUUUGUGUAGAGACAUCUUCAGCGUCGUCUGGUAGCAUGAAGCAUAUUCAUGCUCAAGGACGGGCUAUAUAAAAUCAAGGAAAAAAUAAUAAAUGCUGUGAAUUUGGAGUUGACCUCCUUUCAACUGCCUUCUCAAUAAUUUUGUAUUGGAAAAAAUUGGCUUCUCAACAUUUCCAGCUUGGCAUUUUAAAACAUUUUUUUCAAUAUACAACAUGGCUACCGCAGUUCUCUAAGAGAUGCACAUUUGUUUGUGGAUCCUUUGCUUUUAUCGUGUUCUAAGCGCCAUAAUUUCCGGUUGCAACAGCACAAGCGCCACAGCUAGCAAUAUUGUUGCAACCUGCUGCCAGUUGGCUUUAAGUUUAAUCUGUGUUCUUUCUGAUGCUUUUGUAUGCUGCUAUAUGUUAAGUCUGUUUAUUCAUCCAGAUCAGUGUUGGUUGUAAAUCACCCUUCUUUCUGAAGGCUCUGCUGACCAAUCACAGCUUGUGGUUCUGCAAAAUUAAAAAGCACAAUCCCUUCCACUUUGUUUCAGAUGCUAUUUGCCUCAGUUUAGUAGCUAGGCACUGUAGUCUGUCCAUAGUGUCAAGAACUUAACAAUAAUGAAGCGAAUGAAACAGUUUAACAUACUGUGUAUGACAGCUUUACAAAUUUUACCAUUUUCCCUCAAUCUGCUCUAAGGAAUUGCCAGAACAUGUCAAAAAGGUCAGAUUGCACAUAGUAAACUUUAUUUUUUUAAAUAAAAUCAUGGGUUGGGGACAAGCAUAUGCCACAUGUGUUUUACAAUACUUUGGGUCUUUUUUAUAUUGCUGGACAAAAAAAAGAUUUUUAUCUGUACCAAUCUAAUCAUAACACUACCACACUUGGUGUCCACUGUCAAAGCAUAGAAAUAAGGCACUUUCUCUAACAGUCUGACAAGGCACAUAAUACCUAAUUGUGAGAAGGGGCUCCUCUGCCCUGGAUCUGAUCCAUAUUCCGGUGUAGCAUCCGUUCCAGUUUCAGUUGAGCAAGGCUGUUGGUGGAGGGAUAGGGCUGCAGUUGGGACUACUUUUGUAGUAUACUCAGUUAUUGCAUCCCUGUGGGUGAUCUCUUCUUUGAUUGACUUUUGUUUGCAUGAGACUCUUGCAGAUGUGUGCAGAUUUGUUUCUUGUGGUGAAGUGUCUAUAAGACAUACACAUGUUCUCAACCAACUCAGGCCAGCUGCAGUGGAAUUCUUAACCUAUUGCUCCUGGCAGAAGAGAAGGGCAUUCAUGCUCAGCCGUUAAUUGCCAUGUGUUAUGCACCAUUUGUGUGUCUUAAUUCCACAGCCUUCAGUGGUACCUGAGAGCACCGGAUUAUGUUGGGUAGCCUUUCUUCCCCCUUAUCCCUACCUCUCCCACUAAAGGAAGAAAAAAAAAGUUGGCUUUAUCAUGUUGGCACUGCUGGGGUUUUAUUUGCAUGAAUUGUCAACUUAAUUUGACCUCUGGCUUUUUAAAAAAUGGGUAUAAAGACCUUAUGGAUCUCUCCAAGGUCUCACUUUGUGGCUUUCUUUACAGAUUAUUUUGUGUAAAGUAAUUUCUUUUGUAUAGAGUUUUUUGUACAGUCUCCAGAAUGUGAUAUUUGUUGCAACUGUUAACACUUACACCUCUUGUAAUAUUUGGGAUUUACCAACUCCCUUUAUUUUGCUUUCCAAAACACAUUUACAAACUUGGUUACUGUUAAAGGCCUCUCUUGGAGAGCUGUGGUUCUCUUUCCCCUUCUGCCCCCCUUUUGGUACCUUCAGUUACCUCAUUUUGCUAUUUUGUGUUGCAAAAUUGCUAAUGAUUAAGAAAGCUUAUGGGUUUUGUUAGAAUCAUAUUUGUCAAGUGUUUUCUUCAGAAAUCAUACUCCAUUGUAUCAUUUAACAUGUAGUUUUAAAUGUAUUAUAAAUAUCUGUAACCAAAUCAUUUGAAGGCUUGAUAAAUUUUUAACAAAAUUUGUACAUUUUUUAUGAGAGUUACUAGUAAUGCUUUACUAAGUAGUGCAAUGAAUUUUUAUUUUUAAUCCCUGUGCCCAAUUUUGGAGUUGAGAGGGUUGUUCAGUAAUAAAUGUAUGAUGUACACUUAUAUAA
Molecule: messenger RNA, 6746 nt
Organism: Rhineura floridana
Lineage: Eukaryota; Metazoa; Chordata; Lepidosauria; Squamata; Rhineuridae
Gene: RNF38
Product: ring finger protein 38
Exons: 12
Coding region: 1264-3267 (667 amino acids)
Source: RefSeq, a predicted model, not a curated record